UACCAUUCUCUUAUGAGCUUGAAUAAAUAUUUUCAUUGUAGGUGAUCUGUUGGGGAAUCUUUCAUUCCUCUUAAAAUCCUGUGGUGCGCGAGACCUCGUGGUACACGUGGUAGAAGUACUGUUUGCUUGUCUGACACAUGAGAUAACAAGAGAAGCUUGGACACUGCAAAAAAGCCGAGAAUAACACCAAAGAAUUACUUAUCUACUAGUAGAUCUUCACCAUCGACUUUGCCGAGUACCUGUUCCCUCCUCACACACUCUGACCUGACUGACCUGGUCACGCACGUGUCUUUGGGCGACACGCGCCCUCGCGCUGAGACUAAAUAAUGAAAUUAUCGGCGAAUCUCUGUUUUGAGUGAAGCCUCGAUUGUUUGCCAUUUCUUGAAAGCCUCAGUCCGUUGUGUGCGGUUAAAACGAGCGUAGAAUCCCGCCUCGUCCCGCGCCUGCGUCAGCAGCAGAUACCGCGGCUUGCCAGUCAAUAGCCAGGACAAAGUCUUGCUGCGCCGUCGUCGCUGUCGGUAAUCGUCGUCGUGUUCGUCAUAAACCUGUCAGAGGUGUCCUGGCCAUGCCGAAAAUGGAAAGGAUGGACUCAGCAGAGUCCUCUGGCACCUGCGAGGGGAAGGCCAAUGGAGCUCUGCGCACCAUCGAGGGGGUGUCCAGGGCCAUGGACGAACAGGAAGCGGAAGCUGGUGGCAGACACAAGCAGCCCGACACCUACGACACUACAGAUGGAGAGGAGCGAAAGGUGAUGUUGAUUGGCGACAGUGGCGUCGGCAAGACCUGUCUGCUUGUCCGUUUCAAAGACGGAACUUUUCUGUCGGGUAGUUUUAUCUCCACCGUGGGUAUCGACUUCAGGAAUAAGGUGGUGGAAGUAGACGGCGCUAAAGUCAAAUUACAGAUCUGGGACACAGCGGGGCAAGAGCGCUUUCGAAGCAUUACUCGUGCUUAUUAUCGUGAUGCCAACGCACUGCUUUUGCUGUAUGAUGUUACAAACAAAACCAGUUUUGACAACAUACGGGCUUGGCUGGCAGAGAUCAAUGAGUAUGCUCAGGAGGAUGUGGUCAUCAUGCUGCUAGGCAACAAGUGUGAUGCAUCAUCAGAGAGAGUCAUCAGGAAAGAAGAAGGAGAGAGAUUAGCGAGGGAAUACGGUGUUGCAUUUAUGGAGACUAGUGCCAAAACAGGAGUCAAUGUCGACCUAGCUUUCAUGGCUGUAGCAAGAGAUCUCAAGAUGAAGAAGACAAGACGACCAAAUGAGCCGAAGUUUUGUGUGGCUGACUAUGUGGAGCAAGAAAAGAGGCAAACUGGUUGCUGCAGCUAGCAUUUAUCCACUGACAUUUUUCAUGUGGAUGUAUCUUGAGUCCUGUCUUCAGGUAUAUGCCACACAUUUGUACCAGAUGAGCUGCAUUGUGAAUUAGGGGCUGUCAGCUGGUUCAGUACUCUUUGUACUUUUGAGAACUUGUCAUGUAGUUAUGUUUGAUCCCAAGAGGAUGUUAAGCAAGCAUCUGGCAUGAGCAGAGGUUCAGACCUAAGCUGUUCAACAUGCAGACUUCUAUGUAGCAGGCAGAUGACAAGGGGAUGAAGCAUACCCAUAUUCUUUUUGCCAUUGGAAUACCCUGUGAUCCUAUGAGCUCUUAAAAAAACUCAUUAUUUAGAGGAUAUUCAAUCAUACAGCAAGUAGUGAAACUAUAUUCUUGACAGUGUAAAAGUGUGCUUGCAUGAGUACGUGAAAAUGUUGAGGUGUCAGUGCAGUUGGCGAGAAUGGGAGGACACAAAGUUGCAAAUUUUCAGACAAUGAGUGUGUACAGUUGCAAUGCUAUGGAAAUACACAUACAAAGUGAUGGUCAAGUUUGACAUUCCAGUUUAAUAUAUAACAUUAAUAAUUGUGUUCAGAGCAAGUAAUAUUUCUAGAUUAGCCUCUGGCAAAGUGGUAAAGAAAGAACAAGAAAUUAAUGUUUAAAGAUGGUUGACAUUCUUUAUGAUCCAGCAUUUAUUCAAACAAAAUUAUUACAAUCAUUUACAUUUAUGUGGCACUUAUAGGGGAUGACCUGUACCCAGAAGUCCAGUGAAUGCAAUAGAAAAAGUCUUGAUUUUACUGCCUUUCUCGGUGUUCCUUCUCAAAGGUUUUAAAGUUAUUCUCUUGUGCACGGACCGGGUGCGUCGUAUGGGUUGAGGGAGACCACAGUACAGCCACAUAUCGGUUUGUUCUUGAAAAUACUGUAGAACAUUAAAAAAAACUGUUCUUAAAGCAGUGACAGGAUUUUUUAAGGUAAGAAGAAGAAACUAGAAAAUUCAGAGCUUUUCAAUUUAUAUAGGUGGUAGACUGAAUUAUAGCAACUUCGCGUACGUUUUAACAGUUGCAGUAGAGUACAAGCUAGGCAAAUAACAAGAUAUUUAAAGAGAUAGCAGGGAGAAAAGUUAAGAAAAUGCCAGCACUGUCAUUGGAGGAAUCAGAGCAGUUUGCUGCUGUGGUAUCAUGACAGGUGAACAGAUGUGAGGUAUUUUACUCAAGAAAUCAUUCCUAGCUAAGCUAUUCCUUUGCCAGCAGCAUGGCAUUGAACCUCAAUUUUGUGUCAUCUGAGGAAGAAUGCUUUGAUACAAUUCACUUUGUCAUUUCCUGUUAUUUAUUGUUGAUUUUUUGAUGUUAAUAGAUCUGUCUAUGACUUGUACAUGCUGUCAAGUCAUUUAUUUGAAAGAAUGUGUGAUGUAAGUGUUGUUUCCAGCAGAAGGCAUUUUGUACUCUUAAUUUUUAUGUUGCAGCAUUUUGCUUUUGUUUUUUUACCAUAGAUAUAUUGUAAAAACAGUUUUAAAUCGACGGUUCUAGGAAAGGUUUAUUAUUGGUUUUUUUUUUUGGUUUCUUUUUACGUAGACUGUACAUGUUUAAAUAUAUCACAGAGCAACAAAAUGCAUGUACACAUAUUCAAACCUGAAGUAUGCAUGUACAUACAGAACACCUACACAAUCCCCCUUUCUCUGAACUCUUAAACUUCCCCCUCACCAUCUGCUUAUGACAUCAGUUCAUUUUGCCUGGGUGAACGCAUGUGUAGAAUUUGUAUUCACUGUAGUCACCCUAUAAUAUUUAGAAGAAUGUGUAGAGAAUUUUAGUAAAGGUGUAGAACAGGUGUAAUGAUUCAUGCAGUCAUACUUGUUGUGGCCAAGUGCAAGCUAAACUGUACACAAAUUGUGCAAUCUAAGGACCUUAAGGUCCACUUUUCACCUUGUAACACGUGUUCUUUCUGGCAGGUCUGUGUUUUGUUUCCAUCUGAUAAUUUAUAUUAAAGGAAACAAACCUUAUAGUGAUAUUCCCACUUUCCUGAAACCACAGGAGUGGACAUUAGUGUUCAAAACGCUGUACAUCUGACUGGAUUUGUGCAGACUGAUAUGAAGAUGUGACACUGAAUAUAUUUUGUAAAUAUUAAACGCUACUUAAGAAAAAAGAGGCAUUUAAAAAUACUUUCAGUUGUAUGUACUUAUAGUGGUGAUAUAAAUUAAGGGUACAUGUGGACUCUAGAGCUAAAAAUGGAUUAACGUUUAGAACUAAGACAAGGACAAUGCAAGAACGAGGAAAAUGAAAUACAAUAAUAUAGAGGAAUGAUAAGAGGAGGUGUAGCGAUCGUCUGGAUAUUUUUUGGAGGGCCACCAUGUUGCUGGUGGAAGUGCAAGAGUGUCAGUUUAAGUAGGCUCUCUUUUCUCUCUGAUACUGCUUUUAUGAGCUAAACAUCAUUCAGCAGACAUCUUGAUACUAGAUAUUAUGAAAUGUCAUUCUAUGUUUUUGGUGGUGGUUAUGAAGCUAAGAAGAGGCAGAACUCACAUUAUAUGAAGUUAAACCAGACUUAAAGCAAAAAUUUGCAAUGGUGUUUCAAUGUAAUUAAAGAAAAUUAGAAAUGUCUUCUUCAUUAAUAUUUUUACUACACUAAAAUGAAUUAAAAUAUGUAAUGUUGCUCGAAAUUUUCAUUUGAAUGAUUAAUAAUUUACUCUCAUAAUGUGACUAAGGAAACUCAUAAUAAUUUGCAGAUAUAAAAGUCUCAUCUUAUUUUGUGUCAAGUCAUUUAGUCCAAUCAUGAAGUUUACACAAAUUUACAUAUUGCCACAAUUUAGAAGUUUUAUAGAAUGCAAUAGCAUUUAAAAGUGAGGCUAGAUCUCCUUAAAGACUGCCCAAGGAUUCGUAAUAUGUGAAUAAUGAUGUUCAUAUUUAUGUUUUGGUGGUAAACCACAUUUUUUUUUCUUUUGCUAACCCAAUCAUGGAUGUAAAUAAUACAUUUUAUGUUGGUAAAUUAAAUUAUCCAAUAAUUACAAACUU
This is a messenger RNA of Pomacea canaliculata, 4297 nucleotides long. RefSeq names its product ras-related protein Rab-37-like. Gene Ontology annotation, molecular function: GTPase activity; GTP binding. Gene Ontology annotation, cellular component: synaptic vesicle; endosome; dendritic spine. NCBI's taxonomy places the organism in Eukaryota, Metazoa, Mollusca, Gastropoda, Architaenioglossa, Ampullariidae. The coding region runs from base 566 to 1318 and encodes 250 amino acids. The record is from RefSeq and is a predicted model, not a curated record. The transcript is spliced from 8 exons. Gene Ontology annotation, biological process: cellular response to insulin stimulus; neurotransmitter receptor transport to postsynaptic membrane; regulation of exocytosis.